Molecule: messenger RNA, 3784 nt
Organism: Ochotona curzoniae (black-lipped pika)
Lineage: Eukaryota; Metazoa; Chordata; Mammalia; Lagomorpha; Ochotonidae
Gene: MAP10
Product: microtubule associated protein 10
Exons: 1
Coding region: 1-2763 (920 amino acids)
Biological process (GO): cytoplasmic microtubule organization; positive regulation of cytokinesis; mitotic spindle midzone assembly
Cellular component (GO): centrosome; midbody; cytoplasmic microtubule
Molecular function (GO): microtubule binding
Source: RefSeq, a predicted model, not a curated record
AUGGCGCCGCCGCAGUCGGAACACCUCUUCUGUUUGGAGCUGCUGGUAGAUUGGGUGCGUCUCCGAGCCGCGCUGCCCUCGCCGAUCGUGGCAGGGGAGCAGGAGGCCGAGGAGGCCGAGGAGCCCGAGGAGGCCGAGGAAGCCUCGCAGCCGCGCGCGCUGUGCCCCGCUGUGGCCUUCCGCCUGCUGGACUUCCCCACGCUGCUGGUUUACCCUCCCGGCGGCCCCGCGGCGCCCUGCCCCGCACCCCGGCACGGCGUGAUCCGCUUCGGUCGCGGCAAGUCCUGUCUCUUCCGCCUCCACCCUGCCACUCUCCACCGCCUGCUCCUUCAGACCCCGGUGUACACCUUGCUGCUGCAACUGCCCCCUGGUCGCCCGACACCCACCCCACAGCUCCUGGGGUCGUGCAAUGUUUCUCUGGCCUCCGCGGCCCACAAGGCCAUGGGGGCAGCAGCCUCUGGGUGCUCCCAGAGUCAUCGGGGAAGUUUCCCCCUACUUAACCGACUCGGGGAGCAGAUUGGGGACAUUGCAUUAGCCUACAGCCUUACUGAUCUGGGAAGCUGUCUACUGGGCCAUUUUGAUCGGCCCAUCGAGGCCACCAGGUGCGCUACUGGACUGGGGAGCAAAGAGGUGCAGAAGUCAGAGGAGCUCAAUCCCCAAACCCUGCAGGAAAAACAGGCAUUGGAGCAGCCGGCUCCUGUGCCAAGCCCAAGAGAUGCUGGUAGGCCUUCAGGGUCGCCAAAACCCCAAAAGACCUUCCAGAAGGAUUUGAAGGAUAUAGUUUUCUGCAGUGAGUCCACCUCUGUUACGAUGGGCUCAGCAGAGAAUAGCAAAACCUAUUCUGUUGUUACUUGUAAAAAUGCCAGCAGUGGGGGGAGGAUCAGCCCCCUAAAUGAGGAGGCCACAGAAUUGGACAUUGAAACCAACGUAUUUUGCCCUCCUCCUCUGUUUUACACUCACUGGAGGCAGGACAAGACCCCUCCCGCACAGGUGACAAUCAUCGUUGAACCUCAAGGGAAUGACCCUGAGGAAUUGGAUAGUGCCCUUCCUGGAAAAAACUGUGCAGAUUCCCCAACACAGGGGAAUCCUUUAAAACAUAGGCAUCCUGCCACUUAUGAGAGUUCCCCGAUGCCUAUUAAUCCUCCACGUGUUCAGGAUAUGGGAGCAGCCAAUCAAACUGCAUGUCACCCUCAAAGUGAACAAAACAAAGUUAACAUUAUACGGCAGCUGCCUUUGCUAAAUGCUUUGCUAGUGGAGUUGUCGGUGUUAUACAACCAACCCAUGGCAAGCCCUACUCAUAUACAUCCUCAUUUAGCCUGGUUAUACAGAACUGAGGAUAAUAAAGCCCCAGAAUCUUCUGCCAAAUCUGCAUGUCAGUCUGAAUCCAACAAGAAUAGGCUUGCUGUGGGGGAACAUGAAAAGUCAGAGAGUCUUCAGUAUGAAAAGAACCCAGUUGAAAAGUGUAAGAAAUGUACAUACUUUGAAAAGAAAAGUGGUGCCCCCACUAAAAGAGCCACAAAGGGAAGGCUUCUUUAUGGCUUAACAAAUACACUAAGGCUACGUUUAAAGCAAACAAAUCCUGAUAUGUUGAUAGUACAUGAGAAGAGAGAACAGUUUAGAAAAAUGCAAGUACAAAUGUUGGAUACAAGAUUCAGAAUGUCAUCUUCCAAAAUUAAAUUAAACUUUAAGGGACAAAGCGAGAAGCCUUGCCAACUGUCUAAAGACAAAUGUGUGGCUCUUGAUGCAUCUUCUGCUGUAAACAGUGAUACCUCAAGGCAAAUCAGUGGGAUCUACAAUGAGACCAGCACAACUAAAGAAACCAAACUAGAAUGUGCAACUGAAAAAAUGCAAGUUAGCUGCGGUGAAAUCACAGCUGAUAAUAGUUCAUCAAAAGAAAUCAUGAGUCCUAGAAACUCUGUUAUUCCAGAAGAAUUUAUUCCUACAAAUAUUUUGCGAGAAAGGGUGGGAAUGGAGAUCCAGAGCCCACUUAUUUUCCAACAGGAUACUGUUGAUGGGAUUACAGAUAAGGAAGUAGGAGACAGAAUAGUCAAAACCACAGAUAAUGAGUUUCCUAUUGGUGAUCUGAGUGAAAGCAGACAAAGUAAAAAUAGCUGCUCUGAGAGCAUCUCAGAAGGAAAGUAUUCCCGUGGACUCAGCAGCCCGUGCUAUUCUGAUGAUUUCUGUACCACUGAAGACAGCAGCGGAAGUUUAAAAGGUCAUGAUGGCAAAGCAGGAGUGGAAGACAACCAUUAUCAAACCAAGUCCAGUGAAGCAAGACUGUUGGUAAGGGACAAUGGCAGUGACAAGAGUUCAAUUCUCAGCCCGCCCUUCUCAGCCGGGUCACCAGUACACUCAUCUAAAAGGUCUCAUACUUUAAAGAUGCAGGAUAGAAGUUUGGAGGAAUCAUCCAGUAUCUCUAGCAAUGAUUUGGCUUCAUCACAUUGGACUCAGGAAAAAGAAAGCCACAUGGACCAAAAUGGGAUGCAUAAUUGUAAAGUGACAAAGAGAGGUCCAGACACCUCUAUUACACUUAGAACAAGAACAGGUUGCAAGACUUUAGAAAAAAGCCAGUCGCCACAGACAUCUCAAGUGAGUUCUUACCUGCCCUCUAAUUUGUCAGAACUAGAACUUAAUGUCCUGGAUGAGAGCCCACCCAAUCACUUUGAGGAAGAUAGUGAUGAUGUUGGCCCACUAAGUAUUUCCAAGCAAUGCAAAGACAUUAGUGAAUUAGUAAUAAAUAAACUCCCAGGAUAUACAAUGUAAAAAUAAUGUGCUUUAAAUAUUUUUUAAAUAAUCUUUAUGUCCUGUAAAUGAAAAUUAUUUACAUUAUUUUAAUAUGUAAAUUGUAUGAAUAUAUCUUUUUAGGAAAUAUGUAUGUCAUUCCUUUAAUGUUUACAUAGUCCCUUACCAUUAAAUAUGAUAAUAUUGAUCAUGAAAUCAUGUUGUUGCCUAGGUAAGAUUUUGUAAACUGUUGUUUAGUGUUCUAAUAAAUGCCAUUUCUUCUAAGCAGCCUCAAAGUGUAGAUCAUCCCAAAGCUGAUUUCAUGGAUGCCAUUGAGUAAAAGGCUAGAUAAAAAUGAUAAUCUCAAUUUUGAGUGUAUGCAGGUAUAGAAAGGCUUAUAGCUGUGUGACAUACAGAGAAGUACAAAGAUACUUAAGAUACAAUUCCUGUUAUUAUAUAACUUUUGUGGUUUUAUUAUUGAUAUAAAGCUAAUCUAUAUAUCCAGUAGGUGAAGUUGCUUUUCUUUGCAGUUAAAUUGUGCCAUUUUCCUCUUAAUCACAAUAUGCACGAUUAUUUAAUUAAUGUUUAUCUCUCACUACAUUUAGAUUCUGUUAUAGGAAGAACUGUGGUUUUACAUAUCAAUUAGCUUUUAGUAAAUAGCACAGUCUCUGGCUUGUGCUGGGGUUACAAUAAGCAUUUUUUUCAAUGAGUAAAUGAAGGCCAGACAUUUAUAAUACCUAAAGGGAUGAUAUGGAAUUAAGUAGUAAAACCAUACAGAGAUCCUUACUGAAGAUUAAUUUGUAAUAUUUUUGCUUUCCUGCGUACACACAAUCCUCAAGUAUUUUGUGAGGUAUUUGAACCGGGGAACUAAAAAAGGAGGAUUAAAAUCAAUUGCUUCCUGUCAGUGUAUAGUAGAGGAGUUGUUUUUUAUUUCCUAUUUCAUGAUGCUUAUUAGCAUUUUUAGUGGGUGAAACUUUAUGAAGUCUAAUAAUAAUUUCUUUAAAUGUCUUCCUUCGGUUUUAUACACAAUACUUAUUCUUUGAAUGUUUACCAGUGUUUUAUU